Musca domestica (house fly) is the source of this 735-nucleotide messenger RNA. RefSeq names its product cystatin-like protein. The record is from RefSeq and is a predicted model, not a curated record. The transcript is spliced from 3 exons. NCBI's taxonomy places the organism in Eukaryota, Metazoa, Arthropoda, Insecta, Diptera, Muscidae. The coding region runs from base 269 to 667 and encodes 132 amino acids.
CUAAAAAUAUUAUUUUUUCUGGAAUACCAUAGAUAUUGAUUUUUUUCUUGCCACCAAGUAAAUGAAACUACGCAAACUUGACUAAUUGACGUAUUAACUGCGAACAGUAAUGUCAUUGUAUACAAAUUUGAAAAGUGUAAAUUAUUUGGGCAAACAAUCGAAGUGGCUAUUCCGGUUAUUGGACGACAUUUGAGGGGGAUCUUCUUGGUUUUGUCUCAGUUUUAAUUCAUCACUUGAGUAGUACACACAUCUGAGAACUUUCCUAACAAUGUCUAAAGUAACGAUUUUCUAUUUCGGAAUACUUACGAUUGCAUCCGUUCAAGGACAAUUUUUGGAAAAUUGUGAAUUGAGCGGUUAUCGCAUGGGCGGUAGAAGAGAAUUACACCGUUUGGAAUUAAUAAGUGCCGAACACGAACUGCGUGCAGUUUUAAUGAAAUUAUCCGAAAGAGAUGAUGGUCCAUUUUACAGAAUUGGUGCAGUUUUUGCUGGCAGCGAACAAUUAGUAGCGGGCUCGUUGAAAACAUUAGUUGUCACAUUGCUGGAUUUAAGUAAUUUCAAACAUAACUGUGAAGUUGAUCUUUGGACCAGGCCUUGGAAAACUGAUGGCACUGAAAUCACCAUAAGAUGUGAAUGUAUGCGAACUAUUUUUAAACAUGUUGAUUACUAGAAGGUUAUUUGAGAGCUAAUUUUUAUUAAGAAGACUGAACAAUAAAUACAAUAAAUAUUUUGGAAAAA